AUGUCUCUCCAGGAUUUUCACAACAUCACAGACCCCAGAGAACAGGAGAAGGAGUAUGUCCAUGAGGUUUAUGACGAGAUCGCUUCACACUUCUCCCAGACACGCUAUAAGCCUUGGCCGAUCGUGGACUCAUUUUUGAAAAGUCGGCCUGACCAUAGCAUAGGAUCCGAUGUCGGGUGUGGAAAUGGCAAAUAUAUCGGUUUAAAUCCGAAGCUGACGAUUUUCGGGUCUGAUUUCUCUGGGGAGUUGAUCCGGUUUGCUGAGCAAAGGUGUUUGGCUUCGGACGAUGUACUGGUGUCAGAUGGCUUGAAUCUGCCGCACGAAGACUCCAGAUUCGAUUUUGUGAUUUCAAUUGCGGUUGUACAUCACUUCUCAACCCCAGACAGGCGAGUGGAAGCAGUUCGUGAGCUAUUGCGUGUAUUACGAACCGGCGGUGAGGUAUUGAUAUAUUGUUGGGCUCUGGAACAGGCCAGUUCACGUAGAGGUUGGACUGAUGGCAUGGAGCAGGAUGUGCUAGUGCCGUGGGUUACGCGGGUUGAUGGCGAGGAGGUGACAAAACACAGAUACUAUCACUUGUAUCGGGAAGGCGAGUUAGUGAAGGAUGUUGGACUUGCUGGUGGGGAGGUGGUAGACCACGGGUACGAGAGAGAUAACUGGUGGGUGAUUGCGCAGAAGAAAUGA
Molecule: messenger RNA, 681 nt
Organism: Kuraishia capsulata CBS 1993
Lineage: Eukaryota; Fungi; Ascomycota; Pichiomycetes; Pichiales; Pichiaceae
Exons: 1
Coding region: 1-681 (226 amino acids)
Biological process (GO): tRNA wobble uridine modification
Cellular component (GO): nucleus; cytoplasm
Molecular function (GO): S-adenosylmethionine-dependent methyltransferase activity; tRNA binding
Source: RefSeq, a predicted model, not a curated record